Messenger RNA from Fonsecaea erecta, 1317 nucleotides. RefSeq lists its product as hypothetical. Gene Ontology annotation, molecular function: FAD binding; monooxygenase activity. The coding region runs from base 1 to 1317 and encodes 438 amino acids. The record is from RefSeq and is a predicted model, not a curated record. Lineage: Eukaryota; Fungi; Ascomycota; Eurotiomycetes; Chaetothyriales; Herpotrichiellaceae. Gene Ontology annotation, biological process: secondary metabolite biosynthetic process. The transcript is spliced from 5 exons.
AUGGGGGUGGCUUCGAGGGAGAAACACUAUGCUCGGGCGAAGAUUCCCUUGAAGGUGAUUAUAAUAGGAGCGGGCAUUGGAGGUCUGGCUGCAGCAUUGGCCCUGGGGAAACGAGGCCACGAUGUCCACAUUAUCGAGUUUGCUCCCGAGAUCCAGGAGGUUGGAGCCGGGAUCCAGUGUGCACCGAAUAUGCUUCGGAUCCUGGAUCGGUUGGGAGCAGGUGCCAAAGUUCGACAAACCGGUGUUGCCCUUGGUGCUAUCCAUAUCCUGCGUUGGCAGGGGGGAUCUCUACUAGGCAGCGUUCCAAUUAACCAGUCCCACGGCGAGCAGUUUGUCGUGCAUCGUGCGGAUCUGCAGAUGGCUUUGCUGGAGAAGGCUUUGGCUCUCCCCAAUGUGAGACUACAGACCAACACAAAGGUCGAAAACGUGCAGUUCAGCCCGGCGGCGGUGGAACUCCAGGACGGAUCCACGAUCUAUGGAGAUGUGGUGCUCGCGGCCGACGGAAUCAAAUCAAUGGUCCGUGCGAAGAUCCUGGGAGACGACAAAGACGUCGCCAUACCGACUGGGGACGCGGUCUUCAGGGUCGUCCUCACGAGAGACACCUUGAGCAAGCACCCGGAUUUGAUGCCUUAUAUCGAAGAGAAGAAGGCAAUCCGAUGGGUUGGACCCGGGAGACACAUCAUUGCCUAUCCUGUGCGGAACCAUGAAAUAUACAAUAUGGCACUUGCUCACCCUGAUCGUGGUCGAGUCGAUGAGAGCUGGACGACCGUCACAUCAAAGAAGAAUCUGCUGUCAGAAUACGAAGGCUGGGACCCAAACCUGAUCAAGAUGUUGAACCUCGUCCCAGAAGGGGACGUUUUGGAGUGGAAACUAUGCAUGCACAUGCCUCUUCUCCGAUGGGUCAGAGGGUCGUGUGCGUUGCUGGGAGAUGCAUGCCAUCCUAUGUUACCAUACGUUGCUCAAGGAGCUGCCCAGGCCGUGGAAGACGCGGCCUCACUGGGAGUGGUCCUAUCCUCAAUAUCAUCCAAGGAUGAAGUCCCCGCGGCGCUUCAAGCAUACGAGAAGGCGCAAAAGGCGCGAGCGGAGCACAUCCAACAAUCCUGUCUGACGACAAGGGCUGCUCUUCAUCUGCCGGACGGUCCCGAGCAGGAAGCCCGGGAUCAGAAAUUCAAGGUUCUGUCCUCAGGGGGCUCUAACGACGAUAAAUGGGGUGAUCCGGAGAUGCAGAAAUUCCUCUGGAGCUGGGAUGCCGAAGCGAAGGCAGAAGAGGCUUGGAGAGAUAUGAAGCGUGAGUCGAGCACACAGAGCCGGCUAUGA